This is a messenger RNA of Aphanomyces astaci, 1011 nucleotides long. RefSeq lists its product as hypothetical. The coding region runs from base 24 to 905 and encodes 293 amino acids. Lineage: Eukaryota; Oomycota; Saprolegniomycetes; Saprolegniales; Verrucalvaceae. The transcript has 5 exons. Gene Ontology annotation, molecular function: ATP binding; ATP hydrolysis activity. The record is from RefSeq and is a predicted model, not a curated record.
CGACCAUUGAUCCAUCGAUUUCCAUGAGCACCGUGACCGUCGAGUUUGAGAACUUGGAGUUCAAGUACGUGGAGACUUAUGCUGGCAUCGACAUCAGCGGCGGGCCCAUCCUGAAGAACCUGAACGUUCAGUUCCACGCUGGACAACGCAUCCUCUUGGUGGGCGGCAACGGCGCCGGCAAGAGCACGCUGCUCAAGAUGAUCGGUGGCAAGCACUUGCCGACGAGUGGCGGGUGCUGGGAACUCGGGCACCGCGACAGCUUUCGCGAUACCAUGCUCAACAACCAGCGUACGAUGGCGACCUCGGACUGGGGCAACCGCUCCGUGGCCUUUGCAUCCCAUUCCGCGGCGUAUUCCGCCGACAUCGCCGUGGAAGAGAUGAUGGUCAAGCUGCAGCAAACGUACCCCGACCGCCGCGCCGACUUGCUCAAGUGCCUCCGCAUCGACCUCUCGUGGCGCAUGCACAAGCUAUCGACCGGGCAACGCUGUCGCGUGCAACUGUUUUUGGCGCUGUUGCGUCCGUCGCAGCUGAUCGUAUUGGACGAAGUGUUGGGAUGUCUGGAUAUCAUUUCUCGUGUCAACAUUCUCCACUUUCUGCGCCGUGAAAGUGAAGGCCCCCAACAAGCCACGGUGAUUUUGGCAUCGCAUGUGUUUGACGGGAUGGAAAAAUGGGCGUCGCAUGUGCUGUACCUUCGGUCCGGGCAGGUGGCGUUCUUUGAUGAAUUGGCCCGCAUCCCUUUGAAAGGAAGUGAGAAGCUGUCCCUGUACGACACAACGGAGGCGUGGCUGCGCGAAGAAGAAGAGACACCGGAGAAGGAAGCCAGCACCAGUGGCAACUUGGAAAAUGCCCAAAAUCGCGCCGGCGGGUUCUCCAACGGACGGCUGGGCGGUGUCGACCAGUUCUAAGCCACACUCUACAAAAAAUACUAUGUGUAGUACUAGUAGUUUUAAAGGACAUGUGCUGUGUACGGUACUGCGUACUUAUUUGUGAUGUUGUCACGCUUGUUUCUGC